AUCCCUGGUCUGGAUUUUAUCCAGUAACAUUUUGGUCUUAACACACUUUCCUCUUCUUUGUUUCCGAGCCAGAUUACGGACCAUAAUAAAAAUUAUGAUAAAGUGACGAUGACUAAAAUAAUAAUCCCGGGUAGAAUGACACUCAGAAAGAGACAUUUAAAUUCUUGAUACAAAUUAUGUCAUGUUUAAAUGUGAAAUGCCACGUGUUCGGUAUUAGAAUAUCUGAAGAUGAUGGGUAAGGCUGCAAUGAGAAAGACAAAAAACCUUAUGGUGCAGGUUUCUAUUAUAAUUACCAGCGGUGGAACCGCGACAAGCACCUGCCUCAUACUCACGUGCAACCUGGUCUCCCGCUGCUCACGGCCGACAUCUGCCCGAACUUUCUAUUAGAACAAUUUUUGGAACGUUACCCAAAUUAAAUGGGUUCUGCGUGAAUAGGCAGAAGAUACAUUUGGAAGAACAACAACAGCGUAAUAGCUAACACCUAAUACAGACAAAUGGAAUUUAUAUUUAAAUGUAGGAGUAUAGUUGUGCUAUGAAUAACUUGCACUGAAUUAUUAACAACAAUAAGAACAAUUAUAGUAGGAGUAAUAUCCUAGUAGUAGUUAGCGGAACUUCAGUAAUCGGAAUUUAAAUUUUUUGUAUAUGGAAACUAUAUAGAUUCAGUAGUUUCCACAUGCACAAAUUUAAAAUUCCGAUUACUGAAGUUCCGUGUUGCCAUUAAUUGUCUUUAUUGCAUUUUCAUCUUCAAAGAAUUACAAUCACAUAAAUGGUUAAAGUGAGUAAUAAAUUGAUAUAUCGGAACCGCAUUCUCGUUUAAUCGAAACGGAAAGAAGAUGUAUGCGCGAAUCAAAGGAAACGCAUCUGCAAAACUAAAGCGAACUAAAGGUUGUUUUACUCCUUUGUCUGCAUGACAAUCUCAGAGCUCAUUAAACGUGUUUUUAGCUCUGCUUACAUAGAAUUACAGCACAGCCUGGCAAAUUCUUGUUUCUAUAGUAACAUAUACACGAUUAUUAACUGAAAGGAGGAAAACUCACUAAAAGUGUUCAGACAUUACCUAUACUACAGUGUGAGCGCAGUAUAAUUAUUUGUUGAUUACAAAAUUGUUAUUAAUCACCAAUUUUUCUUGCUACCGUUUUAUAAAAAAAGUUUAACCUGUAUAUUCCCAGUGAAAUUAAGUUGUUUUUCAUAAUCGCUUGAAUAUUGUUUUUACUUAUUAAAAAAUCAUGAAAUGAGCACGGUUUCAAUUUUGUUACUGAUGAAAAUGUUCAUUACACAAGUAAUCGUCUGCAUUACUCCUAUGAUGUAUAUGGUUUAUGGUGAAUGUAAAUAAUUCUAGCUGCUUGCCGACUUCAUAUAUAGCAAUCUUGAUGCGCAUGAUAAUUUGUAACUCAGUUAUGAGAUCAUUCAGAAAAAAAACAACAUUCUUUUUUACUUUCUCUUUCCAAAUGAAGCGGAGUAACCCAUUAGAAUAUGUUUAUAAUAAAACGUUGACCAGUGCACCACGACGUAGAGUUUGCAUUAAAUUUAAUCUCUAUCGCGCUGUUUACCUCCAACACGCGUUUGUCAGUUGUACCUCCCGUUUGAUCUGAGCACUAUAUACACACGUCACUAAAUUGCCCAUACUGUAUAUUUGUGCGUAAUGUUCUCUGCAAUGGACUGGCAUCCUGUACAGGGUCUUCCCCCGCCUUGGGUCUAUGCACCCUAGGUAGGUUCCAGCCCCUCCCCCGCGACCUUGACCAGGACAAUCUGUUGGAAGAUGGAUAAAUGGACGGAUUAAUGGAUGGAUCGAGGGCUGAAUAUAUGGGUGCAUUAUACUACAGUAAAUUACAAAACACAAGCAAUGGGCCAGUGUAAAAUAUCUGCUCUGAUUUUUAUUUUUGUUUAGGUCUAGGUUUCCUUAUAAGCAUUUUGUUCGUUUGUAUUUUUCAGUUACACUCAUGCGGGUGGCACUGUUUUAUUUAUGUGAUAUUUAAGAAUUGCGCAAGUGUAACAACCUUUCUGCGGCAGUCGCGGAACGCGUAUGCGGACUUUGCGGCGCAGCUCUUCAGCUUUUGAAUAUCCGCCGCCCUCUUCCAACUUGACGACUCGUGCGUGCUUUUCAAAUACUCUUUAGAAUUAUAUGCUCUCUUCUAUAACUCCAAGGAGGAUAGUUAGCUUUUAUUUGUAGUACACUUGCCAGAGGUGUCAGUGCGCACGCGGGGAUACUUCUUUAUUUGUACUGUCCUUCACGUGUAUGAGAAACCUGUUUUGGUAAGCCGACAGAAUAUAAUGUGUACUGUCAUACAUGUCCAAUUAAACGAUAAACCAAUGCUCACCUUUUUGACAAAUUGAAAAUUAAGUCAAUCGUUUUCAAUACGUAAGAUGAUGUUGCGUAUUAAUUUCCUCCUUUUGUAUACUUCAAAAGUAUCUGUUACUUCUGAAACCAUGAUAACGUAGCUUAUAUCAGAUAAAUAAAUAUUCACACACCUCUCUGCGUUGUGUCGAUAGGAGAAAAAUACGGUAAGCAGACGUCAGAGGAGUGUGCGUGUGAGUGAGAGACGGGCCGCGGGCCAUACAGUGACAUACGCGCGCUGAAAGUCCUUUAAAACGGAAAGGAAGCUGAUACCAGCAGAUUAUAUUUGCUAAAAACGUCAAUCAGUUUUCCUUGUGGAAUUUUAAUUGCUGACGGGGCCUGCUUAUCGUCCGAAAGGGUUUAUUAAUAAACCGCUGAUAGCGGCGGUUAAAAACACAUUCAGACUCUGCUACGAAUAGGCCUAAACUUCAGACAGUUUUUUGUACCGUAUUCGAUAUGAUAUAUAUUAUACAUUGGCCGGUACAAUGACUCUAUAGUGAGUCUAUAGUGACCCCGCCCCGAGGACAGUUCAUUUGCCUUGCGGGUUUUUUGGUGCAGUCCGAAGACCUACAGUGGGGCUAAUUGGUGUCUCUAAAUUGCCCCUAGUCUGUGAACACAUGUAUGUGCCCUUCGAUGGACUGGCAUCCGCAGUCUUGUGGCCGAUGCUGCCUAUAUAUGAUAAGCUCCAGGCCCCCGUGAUGAAAUGCGUCGAAUUCUAUCAAUAGCGUGUUUUAAAUAUAUCAAUGGACUUUCCGUUUAUGGCAUUACAUUUGCUUUACAGCCCUGUAAUCCAGUGCACUUCCCCCCACCCCCACAAAUAAUUGAAAAAUUAAGACCCAAACGUUUUACCUGCAUCCCAAAAUGAGCAGACUGUAGCACCUGUGAGCGAAACUUCAAUGGACCUAACAGCAAAACCAAAAACUUCUGUUCUGUAGAUGAAUUCGCAUGAUAUAAUUUCAUUUUAAUUUGUUGUGAAUUAUAUAACUUAAGAUCAGCCAUCGUUUUUUAUUGUGUUUCUGUAUUUGUGUAAAAAGAUAUGCUUUCUUUUUGGUGGCUAUAGGGCCUGUCGGUCGGUAGUAUAUUUUACUUUUUAAUAAUGAUCGAUAGAAUGAAUUACCAUGUAUUAUUAAUUCGAUAAACAACCAUUAAAUUUAUCAUGCCAGUUAAACAGUAUUUAUAUACGCAGACAGUUAGUUUUUUGUUGUUUUCAAACUAAUAUAAAACAAACAAAACGGAACAUCUUAGCACAAAAAUUAGAUGAAUUUGCACUUGUAACAGUCCGUAUCGUUGGAUUACUGGUUUAAACGGUAACUACUUUGCAUAAACUGUUUUAUUUCGGCAACAAUUACUGACUUGCCAUCAGAUUGAUAAUGUUUUACUGGGCCCUAUUACAGAUGCAAUCUUCAAACUAACGGUGGAUUAAAAUAAUCCAGACGAUGUGAUGUCCCAAAUAUACUUUUUUUAAAUAAAAAGCUUAAUUCUUUAAAAACUGGGCACGACGCCAGUUUUUCUCCCUAGUCUUGGAAUAACAGUAUUGGUAAUAUCGUCAAUUAAUGCACCUCUCAGGUCAAUUUGAUUGGCUCAGCGCUGGGGGAACUGAAGCAGUGGAGGCGGGAUGUGAGUCCCACGUUCCCCGCGCUCUCUCCAGCUUGAGAGCGGACUGGCCGAACCCCCUGUUACUCCCCGUACUAAACCCGCCCCUAGGUUCGUGACAUCAACGAGCAGAAGAAGCUUUGCCCAUCCACGGACUCUUAGAACAAAACACUAAGUGGUUGUCAGAAGUAGCACGCUGGAGCUUAUUUUUGCGCGUGGUAAACAGGCAGGUACAAGGAGAUUUACUCUUUUGUUUUGCUGUUUUUGGUCGGCUGGGAAAUGAACGCACACCUUUGUUCUUCCCAUGUUAACUCAUUAGACUUAUAACUAUUUUUAUCCUUUGGAAGGACGCAUGUUAUCUGAUUUGCUUUCGGAAGAGUUCGUUUCCUUAAUGUAACUGAACAGGACGCCACAAUGCUUCCGAGUCCGGUUACUUCCACGCCGUUCUCUGUCAAAGACAUACUGAAGUUGGAGCAGCAAUCUCGGCAGCACCACUCCCUACAUCUCGAUCUAUCCCGCGCGCACUUAAGCCAGGAUUUGUCACAAGCCCAGCAUUUCCAGACGCCUCCCUCCUGCAUGCUGAACGCCGGGGAGAGCCCCAGCUUCUCCGACGGAGAGGAAAACAUGUCCUAUCUUAGCACGUUGUCAGUGCGGGACGGCCCCGGAGAAGCCAGCCUCUCUCCAGACAUGUACAUUCAUUCGGCGCUGGGACACUUGACCGACUCCAAAUUAGACGGGGAUGUCGACGAGCAGGAAACCAAGAGCUGCGGUAUUGAUACCAAAACCGAGGGAUGCGAGGAUGGCCGGCACUUAGACUCUGAGAGGCCGCAGAAGCAGCGGACCAGGCGGAAACCGAGGGUGCUCUUCUCGCAGGCCCAGGUGUUCGAGUUGGAGAGGCGCUUCAAGCAGCAGCGGUAUCUGUCGGCGCCGGAGCGGGAGCACCUGGCCAGCACGCUGAAACUCACCUCCACGCAGGUCAAAAUAUGGUUUCAAAACAGAAGGUACAAAUGCAAGCGGCAGCGCCAGGACAAGUCACUGGAAAUGGCAGGACACCACCAUCCACCUCCACCUAGACGAGUGGCAGUUCCAGUUUUGGUCCGUGAUGGCAAACCUUGCUUGGCGGGAUCGCAGAAUUAUAACGCACCGUAUUGCGGGACAAACCCGUACAAUUACAACGGCUAUCCGGCGUACAGCUACAACAACCCAACUUAUAACAGCAGCUACAGCUGCACUUACUCCGGUAUUCCCGCACUACCAUCCACGACGGCUGCUAACGCUUUUAUGAACGUGAACCUCGGUAAUAUCGCGAACCACAUCGGCGGCUCACCUCAGCCGCAAACACACCAAGGAACGGCGGUUUCACCGUGUCAAGGGACGCUGCAGGGAAUCCGAGCGUGGUAGCUUGAAAACAGGCUACAAGUCGUAUUUUUUUCCCGUUUAUAUCACGCAGAUGUUACUGAUAUAUCAUAUCGAAGAGUAUUAAUCAUAUUCACAAGUUUGUUACAUGCCUGCAGUAUUACCAAAACAGUGUUUUGUAUAAUAGCCUAGAAGCAUUUAUAACGCGUGGGCUGUAGACUGUGGGAAAUCUUGAAAAUCCAAAUGUUUACUUUUCUGUCAGUAACAGGCAGGGGUAUAUAGUGUAACGGUCCCAGAAGUGAAUCAGGGAUCCACAGAAGAAUUCCAACAAAAUAAUGAUGCAACAGUCCACUUUUCUGUUGUUAUCUAGGGUGAAACUGAGGAUUUUCACGUAUAAACAAACGUGAACUUCAUGACCUUUGGAAUUAAAGGUCAUUAAUAUGCCAGUUACUGUAUAAAGAUGUCCGGAUAACUUCGUACAAAAUUAACAGUGUUAAGUGUUCGAAAGAAACCGGUGUGCUUUACUGGAAGAAUAAAAUAAUAUAUUGAUUAAUCAAUCUAAUCGCCAGAAUGUCCUUAACUUUUAUCAACGACAUUUAAAAAAAACUUACAAAUAUCCUUUCGGUCCCAGCUGAAAACGAAUAAUAUUCUCAUAAAUAUGUAGUUUCUUGGUUAAUGUAUAAGGCCGUUAAAUGCGGCUGGAUUUAAGAACCGCCCCAAACACCUCACUACAAAGGACUAAGUAUGAAAGCGUUUUUAAUGCUUGUACUGUGGAUUUUAAAGAUGAUGCAGACGUUGGAUUAAAAAUUAUACAUCUGUCAUUUUUGAAAGAUUAUUGUCCCAAAAUCUAUUUUAUUUAAUUGUUACCGGGCAUUGCGUUUCAUUCUUCCGGCAAAUACGGAUAAAUUAACAAACCUUUAAAAAAACAGCUGGGUGUUUUGUCUACUAUUACCUAUAAUAUAUACAAGUAUAUACAAGUUAUGAUCAUAACCAGGUUUAUGAAUAGAUGCCCCUAAUCCGUCAUUACGCAUUUCAAGUUUAAAGAUUCAUUCUAAAUCCAACAAAUAUCUAAUCUCCACAGGCCUGUAAAAAAUUCCGGUGAGGAAUAGGUUAUUGCGCAUGUAAAUAGAAUUUUAGAAAAUGCAAAUUACAUAUGAUCUGCCCCGUGUUGUAAACCACUCCUACUCGAAAAAAACAAUCAGCGGUAUCUAAUAUAUAUUUUCAGGUGACAUGAUUCGAAUAUAUGGCGCACACAACCAUUUUAUCGACGUAAAAACAGCGUCUAUUCUGCGAAUUACGGUUGUUAUGUGUAUUUUUUUACGUUGUUCUGUUAUAAUUUACGGCAUUUGUGUGUGUUUAUUCAUCAGAUUAAAUACAAAGAGGAUUGUCACUCUC
Messenger RNA from Brienomyrus brachyistius, 6676 nucleotides. Its product is annotated as homeobox protein Nkx-2.3-like. Lineage: Eukaryota; Metazoa; Chordata; Actinopteri; Osteoglossiformes; Mormyridae. Gene Ontology annotation, biological process: cell differentiation; regulation of transcription by RNA polymerase II. Gene Ontology annotation, molecular function: RNA polymerase II cis-regulatory region sequence-specific DNA binding; DNA-binding transcription factor activity, RNA polymerase II-specific. The record is from RefSeq and is a predicted model, not a curated record. The coding region runs from base 4340 to 5326 and encodes 328 amino acids. The transcript is spliced from 2 exons. Gene Ontology annotation, cellular component: nucleus.